Messenger RNA from Sphaeroforma arctica JP610, 246 nucleotides. RefSeq lists its product as hypothetical. The record is from RefSeq and is a predicted model, not a curated record. NCBI's taxonomy places the organism in Eukaryota, Ichthyosporea, Ichthyophonida. The annotation marks the transcript as partial. The transcript has a single exon.
AUGGUUCGCAAGAAGUUACGGGCGCACUAUAACGGGCCACCCCUCGACACCCUAACCAACCAAAAGGCAAAGACACAGAGAGUGGACUGUGAGAGCUCAGGUGUCAGCAGAGUGCAAAGCAAGCACUCAGAUAUACCUCUGGGGGGUGUAUGGAAAGAACCGUUAAGCCAUUUGGUAGGUAGCGAUUUGAGAACAUGCAUCUUGGUGUGUGCUGUGUCUGUCAGUGCGGGUGGUGGGUCGGAUGGG